Cavenderia fasciculata is the source of this 1575-nucleotide messenger RNA. RefSeq names its product putative protein serine/threonine kinase (gene cdk9-2). The transcript is spliced from 6 exons. Gene Ontology annotation, cellular component: cyclin/CDK positive transcription elongation factor complex; nucleus. Gene Ontology annotation, molecular function: cyclin binding; RNA polymerase II CTD heptapeptide repeat kinase activity; cyclin-dependent protein serine/threonine kinase activity. Gene Ontology annotation, biological process: transcription elongation by RNA polymerase II; protein phosphorylation; positive regulation of transcription elongation by RNA polymerase II. NCBI's taxonomy places the organism in Eukaryota, Evosea, Eumycetozoa, Acytosteliales, Cavenderiaceae. Bases 1 to 1575 code for a protein of 524 amino acids. The record is from RefSeq and is a predicted model, not a curated record.
AUGUAUGUAUGUAUAAAAAAGAUAGAAGAGUCGCGUAGUAUGAUGAUGGAUACAAAUAAACACGUUUACGAAAACAACAAUAAUAAUACAUCAUCGAAUCAUGCACAACAUAUUAACAACAACAGCAAGCAACCUCAACAACAUGUGAAUUCAUCAUCAUCUUCCUCUUCAUCAUCAUUUCCACUUCCACCUCCAUCACAUGUACAAUGGGGAUCAAGAAGUGUAGACAACUUUGAAAAGAUUGAACAGAUUGGUGAAGGUACCUUUGGUCAAGUAUAUAAAGCAAGAGAUAAAGAAGAUAAUGAAAUUGUAGCUUUGAAAAAGGUUAUCAUGGAUAACGAAAGUGAAGGUUUUCCAAUUACAGCAAUAAGAGAGAUCAAGAUUCUAAGAGAAUUAAAUCACAAGAAUGUAAUUAGACUCAAAGAGAUUGUAACUUCAAAAGCAAGUGCACAAAACAAUGGUAAAGGAAGUGUAUAUAUGGUAUUUGAGUACAUGGAUCACGAUCUCAAUGGACUCAUGGAUUCACCAGCAUUCAAAUUCUUUAAUCCCGAACAAUGCAAAUGCUACCUCAAACAAUUACUAGAGGGAAUGGAUUAUUGUCAUAGAAAUAAUGUUUUACAUAGAGAUAUCAAAGGAUCUAAUUUAUUGUUAAAUAAUAGAGGUAUAUUAAAACUUGCAGAUUUUGGUCUUGCUCGUACCUACAAUGUAUCGGAUCCAAAGAAAAUGCUUACAAAUAGAGUUAUCACGUUGUGGUAUAGACCACCCGAGCUAUUGCUGGGUUCAGAGAAUUACGGUCCCGAGAUUGAUAUGUGGUCGGUCGGUUGUAUCAUGGUUGAGUUGUUGUCGAAAAAGACGUUGUUCCCUGGACGUAGUCCAAUCGAUCAGUUGGACAAGAUCUUUAAUCUGUGCGGUACACCCGACGAGAAUGGUUGGACAACCGUCAAAGAUUAUAAAUGGUGGGAUCUCCUCAAACCAAAGAAACAAUCUAGAAGAAUGAUUAGAGACCAUUUUACGAUGUUGUGUUUGGAUCCAGCACAAAGAAUUACAGCCUCGCAGGCACUCGACAGUCCGUACUUUUGGACGAAACCAUUACCAUGCGAUCCAUCACAAUUACCAGCCUAUCCAUCAUGCCACGAAUUUAAAACGAAAAAGAAAAGACAGCAAAUGCAACAACAGCAGCAACAACAGCAACAACAACAACAACAACAACAGCAGCAGCAACAACAAUCACAUCAUCAUGGACACCCACAACAACAGCAUUAUCAACCAUAUGGUGGAGGACAAGGAGGAGGUGGUGCACCAAUACAAGCAGAGAAGAAACAAAGAGUUGGUGGAGAAUAUGGACAUCCAGGUGGUAAAAUGGCACCAACCAACAAACCACCCCCAUCAUAUAAUCAACCACCUGGAUCUUAUAAUAACCAACAACAACCACAACAACAAUACAACAAUCAAAAUAAUAAUCAACAAUUGAGAAAUAAUAAUAAUUAUCCUGUCAAUUCCAAACUUCCUUCUAAUCCCUCUUCCACUCAUAAUAAUAAUAAUAAUAAUAAAUCACAACCUCCACCACAUUAUUAA